Spodoptera litura is the source of this 5833-nucleotide messenger RNA. RefSeq names its product protein kinase C iota type (gene aPKC). Gene Ontology annotation, molecular function: ATP binding; protein binding; protein serine/threonine kinase activity. NCBI's taxonomy places the organism in Eukaryota, Metazoa, Arthropoda, Insecta, Lepidoptera, Noctuidae. Gene Ontology annotation, biological process: establishment or maintenance of cell polarity; protein phosphorylation. The record is from RefSeq and is a predicted model, not a curated record.
UGACUCGGCCGGUGGCCGCGCUGCUGCUGCGGGAAACAGUGGCAUUGUGAAAACCGGCGCGCGUACGCGUGUUUUUCGCGCGACGCAACGCGCCAUCUGUGCGCGAUCUCCCAGACGGAUCAUAUCGUAUGCGCGCGCGCAGCACCGGUGACAAUUUCGCAUUUCGAAAUCUCCGCGCGAUUGCAGCGAACGUUGUUCCGUUGCGCUGCCGCCGGCCGUAGUAUUUACGCGUUUAGUACCAGUGAUUACGUGAAACUUGCGGCUAGAAUGGAAGCGAUGACCUCGCCGCGGAUACCGCCGUUCCUCUGUAAUGUUGACAGUUCGACCGAUGAGUGCGUCGCAUCGGAAACAGUGAAAUGAAAAAGGAAUGCAGUGAUGGAAUAUUUGACCGGUGUCGGUGCAUUAAAAACAGUGAAAAUGUUAGUGCUUUCGAAUAUAUUUCGUGCGAGCCAUCCUCAAAACCAAUUAGUGCCGAGAGAAUUGAAUUCAUUGUCCACAGAAAAAAGUGGGGGACAAAUGGAAAAGUCCAAAAUAGUGUCACAAAAUUCCUUAAGAAUAAAACAACGAACGAAAACUCGUGACAACAUAAAUGUCAGCCAUGAGAUGGAUGAUGCUGCAGAUGCAAAAAGUGUGCGUCGAGACAAAUGUCUGUCAAACAGCGUUGAUGCCAUCGUAACUCACAAUGAUGCCAAAAGUAAAGUGAUAUGUAGUGCCAAAGGUUUAUUAGAAACUAAUUUAGACGAUCUGUUCAAUGAUGUACAAAAACUGGAUGGCUGGAAUGUGGAGCCAAAGAGUUUAGGUGCCAGUGAACCGACAUUAAGUUUUAGUGAGAAUAAUUCUAAAGCUGUCAAGCGCGAAUCUCUCGUGUCAGAGGAUGACACGGAUGAUGAUACGGCGAGUGAUAGUGACUGCACGGAUGAAGUGGUACGGGAACAGAGGAUAUGUAUGGGAGCUCGCCGCUUCGGGCAUUUGUUGCGGAGGGUCAUAUCUAGAAAUGUUUUCCCGAAUGUGCCGGCCGCGCCGGGCAUGCCAUGCGCGGGUGAAGACAGAAGCAUAUACAGAAGAGGCGCUCGACGGUGGCGGAAGCUAUACCGCGUCAAUGGACACAUCUUCCAGGCGAAGCGAUUUAACAGACGCGCCUUCUGUGCCUUCUGCCAGGACCGUAUUUGGGGCCUGGGCCGGCAAGGGUUCAAGUGCAUCCAGUGCAAGUUGCUGGUGCACAAGAAGUGCCACAAGCUCGUGCAGAAGCCGUGCUCCAACGAACAUGUGGACCCCAUCGAGGUCAAGGAUGAUGCCAACGGAGAAAGCACGCUGGGACGAGCGUCCUCUGUUAGGUCUCGCGCGGAAGUCGAACCCCCGCUGCCGGAGACGCCGCCGGCCCCUGCGCCGGCGCCGCCUCGCGCGGACGAGCUGGAGCCUGGCUCACAGAGACAGUACUCUCUCGAUGACUUCGAGCUCAUCAGGGUCAUUGGACGAGGAUCUUAUGCUAAGGUGCUGAUGGUGGAACUGAAGCGCACAAAACGCGUGUACGCAAUGAAAGUGAUCAAGAAGGCGCUGGUGACGGACGACGAGGACAUCGACUGGGUGCAGACAGAGAAGCAUGUCUUCGAGACUGCCUCCAACCAUCCAUUCCUCGUCGGGUUACACUCCUGCUUCCAAACCCCCAGCCGACUGUUCUUUGUCAUUGAGUUCGUUAGAGGCGGGGAUCUCAUGUUCCACAUGCAGCGCCAACGAAGGCUGCCGGAGGAGCACGCCCGGUUCUACGCGGCCGAGAUAUCGCUCGCGCUGCACUUCCUACACGAGCGCGGCGUCAUAUACAGGGACCUCAAGCUCGACAACGUACUACUCGACCACGAGGGACAUAUUAAACUCACUGACUAUGGGAUGUGCAAGGAAGGCGUACGUCCCGGCGACACGACGUCCACGUUCUGCGGCACUCCGAACUACAUCGCGCCCGAGAUCCUGCGCGGCGAGGAGUACGGGUUCUCCGUGGACUGGUGGGCGCUCGGCGUGCUCACCUACGAGAUGUUGGCCGGACGCUCGCCCUUCGACAUCGCACAGGCGGCUGACAACCCUGACCAAAAUACUGAGGAUUACUUGUUCCAGGUAAUCCUAGAGAAGACGAUCCGUAUCCCUCGUUCGCUGUCAGUGAAGGCCGCGUCAGUACUGAAGGGGUUCCUCAACAAGAACCCAGUGGAACGACUCGGCUGCGGGGAGAACGGGUUCCUCGACAUUGUCUCACAUCCAUUCUUCAAGAGCAUCGAGUGGGAGAUGUUGGAGCAGAAGCAGGUAGUGCCUCCAUUCAAGCCGCGCCUGGAGGGCGAGCGCGACCUCGCCAACUUCCCGCCGGAGUUCACUGACGAGCCGGUGCAUCUCACGCCUGAUAAUGAUACGGUGAUCGCGGACAUCGACCAGUCGGAGUUCGAGGGCUUCGAGUACGUCAACCCGCUCCUCAUGUCGCUCGAGGACUGCGUGUGACACCACGCCUGUCUGCUGCACCCCUACCACGACCCCGCGCAGACGUAUGGGUACGGUGCAGAGUCGUCGUCGUCGGACUACGACAGCGUAUGCAGCGAGGCGCCGGCGCGCAAGCCGACCCUGCUGCAGCACAUGUUCUGUCUGCCGCUCAACUGACCCCGGCCCGCCCGCCGCGCGCGCCCCGACCCGCGCUACUGAUACACUCCCACUCAAGCCAUUGAUUCGUACACUAACUUUUUAUUACUUUUAUGCCUUAUUGUUCGAGUAUUAGCCUUUUGAGAUGGAUCUGUAAAUAUAUUUGCGUUCGAAGUGUUUGAAAGAGAUAAAAAAAUUGUCUCGAUUAUUAUUUGUUUAUUUUAUUUGAUGUAAAACUUUGUUAUGAUUCAAAUUGAAGUUGUACUAUGGACCAAUGCUGUUCAUAUCACAACUUUCAUUAGAAUAAUAUUGAAAAGAUUGGCAAUAUACUUAAAAAUCAACAUUUCAAAUGUUUGGCUCCUUAUUAAAAAUGUCUCGUGGCGGUAUAUAAAUAAAAAUGUCGUGAAAUCAUCACGCUAACUUGCUAUCCUACAAAGGGGUACAGCCAGAAUAGGCGAUCGUGCAGAUAUAUAUUAGUAUAUUAUAAUAAUAACUUAAUAAAAUUAUAAAAAGUUUUUGAAGAUUACAUUAAAAAUAAAUAUUCGUAAUAAUAAUAAUAAAUAUUGAAAUUUGUAAAUAUGUAUGUAUAUUAUACAGCGAUUCUAAAACUUGUAAAACUUCGACACGACAAGCUCGUCAGAAGAAGCCGUAGAAAUACAUUGAAAAUUAUAUAAAAUACUCUUCUCAAGGCAUUACUAAAUUAGUGUAAAAUUAGAAGUAAAGUGUAAUUAAUAAAAUUUGGAUAUUUUGUAACGCACACAACGUGCCAAUGUAAGCACAAUAUUAGACGUCAAUGGCUUCUCUCUUCGCUUGAAAAAAUAAACAUCAUUUUUGCUUUAAGCACUAUUUCUUCUAAACAUUGUUACAUUAACAAAUUCACGUUAACAAACACACAACAGUUGUUAUCGUUAUUGUAAAUCUUGUAAUUUGUAUUAACAAUAAUUUUAAUGUUUUUUGAAACCGUUCUAAAGUAAUGGUAAUUUGUUAAAACUUAACGAAACACGAUUUUAAGUAUUUAGUAAAAAGUAUUAUUUUUAUGUAGUAUAUGUAAAAUUAUCGGAUGUAAUAUAAACUCGUUUGGAACUUAAAUAUUUAUUGUAUAUUAUGCGAAAAUGUACUUAUUUCAUUGUUAUAUUGUAUUGUAUAUUUAGGUAUUGUUAACAUUCCCUGUAUUACAGAACAAAUGUAUAAAUCUCAGAUCUGAAUUUAUUUAUUACGUACUUGAAGGAAUUGAUAUUGUGUUACCAUCAUCAAAACGAAUUUUGUCUACAGAUAAUGAUAAAGAUUUUAUUAAAUUGUGGGCUAAGAGUGCAUGUCUAAGUAGCCAAUGUUGGUGCUCAUAAUGUUCCGUGCGUCGGUCGAACAUUACGCUUCAGUACUUAGGUAGGGAGCAGAUUCACACUAUGUCCUAUUAAUAAAAAUAUUAGAUCACUUAUCUUCCCUGUGCUAGAACGGGUUACGCUUCUGUACAUAAAUUAAACAAAUUUAUUCGUCUAUAUAUAAUAUACUUACUUACUAUACGUGAAAAUAUUAUAAGACUUAAUAUUUUUGAAAGUUCUAUCUUCACCUUUCUGUGAGAAAGGUAACGCGAUUGUGACAUUGUACCGCCAUUGUGCCUCUUCCAUACACCGUGCUAGGGCGGCGUUGUCCACGAUCGUGUUUCUGAAUCAUUGUUUUUGAGCAAUAAACUAUAAUAUAUAGUAGUCUAAUCUAAUUAUAUGAUAUGGUAAUUACGCGAGUCUGGUGAAUCGCUCAAUGGAAGGCACGUAAGGAAUUAAAAGUAGUUGAAAAAUUGAUGACCGAUCGGUCUCAGGUACUUGUUUAUAGCCCUUAUCCGACGUUAGUGUAUUCCCUAGUUACCUAGACUAAGCUAGACUUGUAGCUGUAUACCUACUGCGCGGGAUUGGGCGCGGCAUCUCAACAUUUUACUGUACAUUCGUUUCGAAAUAAUUCGGAGUGAGAAUUGUAUAGCUUUGUGUUUUAUUCUUUGAUUGUUUCGUGAUUUUUUGUAUUCAGCGUGUACAUAGGCUGGGUCGUUGCCGCGUUCUAUCCCGCCCCUUUUGUAAUACAUCGAGAGGCACAGACAGUGAUCACACUCUUGUUCUAAUCUAUUUGUGGUCUUCGAGUGUAUCCCGGUCACUGGCCGCGCCACUCCCUGUAUCAUAUAUUUCAUUCCCUAAUGUAGUCUGUUGUCCUUCAUAGCUAUCACCACUCGAUUAGGUAGCCAACGAAUUUUAUAAUAAAAAAAAAUAUAUAAUAUUGAGCACUGAAACAAAUUUAAAAUCGUGUACAUUAUAAACAAAUUAACAUGAAAAAGAAUAUUCGUAAAUUACAUCGGUUAUAUUAUAACAAAUUAUUGUUAAUGUAGAAGAAAAGACUUAUUAUAUAAAAUGAUUAUAUAAUCGUAAUGGAUCGUGUGGCGGUGCGCGUCGCAGCCCGCGGGAGCUCAAGUGUCCACAAACUAUUCUAAAUAGUGCGUAGUACCUAUCUAUUAGACAUUUUGCACCGAUAUUGUAUUGUAUAGUGUAUGCCACGGCCGGGCCGCUGUAGCCGCGCGCACUGUCGGUGUCGGGUCGGUACCAACUGUCGGGGCCGGCGACACGACCUCGCGUCUGCCUGUACUAGGUUUCUUUGUAUUAUUUAUAUCGUUAAGUAUUUAAUUAUUCGUAAGCGACAGUAUUGUGGUACUAUUAACGCUUUAGAUGUAAUUAGUUAACAUUCCAUGUAUCGGUGAGUAGAUGUCGCCUCCUUACAAUGCGUUCUCAUGUUUCGUCUCUACAGUUAUACAAGUUUACGGCGCGUUAAGUUUUAAUGUUUUAUUACCAAAAAUUUUGUAACAUGUAUUGUAUCAAAUAUUACUAACUGCAUGACAAGUGACAUUUUAACAAUUAUAUUAGUUGUAAGAGGAAUUGUUAAACAGUUACAUUUCAAACUAGAACAAACCUAUGUAUCUUAGUUUUAAGUAUUUUUAGUUAGUCGCAUGUAUAUUCCCCGUGUACGGUAAGGAAUCGAUCAUAGAGUUUUCUAAGAUUAUGUGAAAUUUAUUGUUUAGUUUCGGGCGAGCAUGUGAACUGCCACCGACGGUAUCAUAUGUACGUUACUUAAUGUUUCUUUGAAGACUACGUGGUGCGUGAGUGAGACAUACUGUCGAAUUAGACUGGAGAAAUUGGGAUACUGUAACUAUUCUAUGCUUAACUGAAAAUAAAGAAGAUUAAUCUGA